Molecule: messenger RNA, 2126 nt
Organism: Tripterygium wilfordii
Lineage: Eukaryota; Viridiplantae; Streptophyta; Magnoliopsida; Celastrales; Celastraceae
Product: RNA polymerase sigma factor sigE, chloroplastic/mitochondrial-like
Exons: 5
Coding region: 341-1882 (513 amino acids)
Biological process (GO): regulation of DNA-templated transcription; DNA-templated transcription initiation
Molecular function (GO): DNA-binding transcription factor activity
Source: RefSeq, a predicted model, not a curated record
UUCUUUGAAAACGUAGAGAAAAUUCCGCCUCUUUUGAAUUGCAUUGUUAAACUUCACAGGCUGAUACGGAAAUUCUGAUAAUUGUGAUUUAUCUGAUAUAUCAUUGAUCUUGAGAGAGAAUGGUGUGAAAUUUUAUCUAUUUUUGUCUGGAUCAAUCUAGAAUUAUGAGUAGAGAUUGCUACGCGACUGUCAAAUAAUCAUGGGAUUGCUACUCUUUUCUUUUUUUCAUUUAAUGACUUGUGUCUUUGAAAUUACUAUGAUCAUCGGCUGCAGUGAUUCUACUGUGCGGGAGCUCUGGUAUAUUAUAAUCUAGGACCAUCACCCAAGGCAUUAUCUUGGCAUGGGAGUUGUGACUGUUUCUAGCUCAGCUGCUCGGACACCACUAGGAUUGAGCACCAAAGUUUCGACUAGUCGCUUCUCAAUGAAAAGGCCUUCGGUUGUUGCAUUUAAAGCUGAUAAAUCCGAUAACACCACCCUGAUAGCGUCAAAUGAGCAAAUUCCGUUGCACAUAGAAAGACCUAAAGAGCAUCAAAAGAAAGUAGGACGAUCUAGCAAACCUACAAAAAGGGUAAAAUCAAUCUCUGCCAAUGAAGUUUCUCCGAAUAGCUGGGAAGUGGACUACAAUGAGGCCGCUGCCAAACUUGAAAGUAUUUACAAGCUUUGCCCCACAGUUGAAACUUCUGACCUGGAACAUGUUGAUGGUGUGAAGAGGAGAGGCCGUAGGAGAAAGAAGAGCGGUGAAGAUGACAUAGUGGUCGUCAGAACUAGUAAAAUCGUUGUCAGGAGCCGGGAAAGGAAGGCAAAGCGAUUGGAUCUUGAUAAAAGGAUUGCAUUGGGAAAGAGGAAAGAAGAGUUAGUGGAGGCAAUUGCUUCAGUUCGGAAGAGAAAAGAUGGUAAGGACGAACCUGAGAAGAUUGAACAGCUGGUAAGGGGGUAUUCCGGUGCAACUGAGUUGGGAAGCUUGGACUGGAAGAGGAUGAAAAUACCUCCUGUUCUUCCUUCCACUGAGCAUGUUUGGUUGUUCAAGUUGAUGCAACCUAUGAAGGCACUCUUUAAAGGGAAAGAGGGGUUGGGACCAACGUUCGGAAGAGAACCAACUGAAGGUGAAUUAGCUGAGGCAACAAAUAUGAGUGUUUUCCAACUAAGAAAACAGAUAGAGGUCGGUCAAGCUGCAAGAAACAAACUCAUUAAGCACAACCUCCGGCUUGUAUUAUUUGUUAUGAACAAAUAUUUUCAGGACCUUGCAAAUGGCUCCAAAUUUCAAGACCUUUGUCAGGCAGGAGUGACGGGGCUUAUUACAACAAUUGAUCGCUUUGAACCGGGGAGAAAGUUGCGGCUGUCCACUUAUGGAUUGUUUUGGAUAAGGCACACGAUUAUUCGUUCGAUGACGCUCUCAAGCUUUCAGCGCGUCUCAUUUGGCCUUCAAUCUGUUAGACUUGAGAUCCAGAGAGCUAAACUUGAGCUGUUGAUUGAGCUCCAAAGAGAACCAACGGAGGAAGAAAUAAUCAAGAAAGUAGGGAUUUCGCCUAAGAGGUACCGAGAAGUGAUUAGGGCAUCAAAAGCUGUCCUCUCUCUUCAUUCAAGGCAUGCCACUACCCAAGAAGAGUUUAUCAAUGGAAUUACUGACUUUGAAGGGGAUAAUCAAAGACAACCUGCUCUUCUCAGGCUUGCUCUUGAUGAUGUGCUCGAUUCUCUGAAGCCAAAGGAGAGCUUGGUGAUCAGACAGAGAUAUGGUCUUGAUGGUAAAGGCAACAGAACAUUGGGAGAGAUUGCGGGGAACCUAAACAUCUCGCGAGAAAUGGUUCGGAAGUAUGAGGUUAAGGCACUGAUGAAACUCAAGCAUCCUACUAGAGUGCAAUAUCUCUGCCGAUACAUUGUCUGAAGACAUCAAAUCGUGUCGAUGUUCUUCGAACGAACAUGUAGUAUUUUCUUGGAGGAGCACAGAAUGCGUCUGAUUCAAGAAAGGGAAUGUCAGGUUCCUCUAAUUUUUGAAGAACAGAGGAGAAGAACUAUAAAAGCAGAGGAACCUAAAGCAGGGUCUUCCCCUGCCCCAACUCCUUACAAGGAUGUGCUUAUCUGUCAAUCUAAGAACAAUUUUUUUUUUUUUUACAGAUAAUUAGCUUUGA